Raphanus sativus (radish) is the source of this 574-nucleotide messenger RNA. RefSeq lists its product as uncharacterized. NCBI's taxonomy places the organism in Eukaryota, Viridiplantae, Streptophyta, Magnoliopsida, Brassicales, Brassicaceae. The record is from RefSeq and is a predicted model, not a curated record. The transcript has 2 exons. The coding region runs from base 56 to 496 and encodes 146 amino acids.
UUGGUCCCUUUUCUUGAUUUCUCUGAAGCUGUCUUAACUAAUUAAAUAUCUAGUCAUGAAUGAAUCAAGAAGAAUCAGAUUCAGCUUCUUCUUCUUCUUCAUCAUCAUCUUCCUGAUCUCUGGAGGUCUUUUACCGGUAGCUGCAGAAGAACCAGAAAAUGAUGGUAUGGCCAAGAAAGAAGAGAAUCCAUCACUUGUGAAGAUCAUAUAUGGGAUCUUUGGCAAGAAAUUUCCUCCGAGUUCUUGGGAAUUGAUUCGAGGAGCAAUGCAGAAGAUCCAAAUGACGCUUUACCCUCCAAAUCUAGAUUUCAGAAGCAACAGUGAGAAAGAAGGAGAGGAUAAAGGAGAGAGAGUGAAAGAGGCGGCGACAAGGAGCCUUGAAGUAAGCAAAGAAGCAAUUGAAGAAUCAGCAAAACUAGCAGGAGGCGUUGUAGGAGAAGUAGUUCACAAAACAGCUGAGAAAGUUACCAAACAAAACUCACACGAUGAAAUGUAAAUGUAAAAUCCACCAAAGAUUUGCUUAUAAUGUUUGUUAUUCAACUUACAAAAAUAUUUCAGAUUCAAAAGGAACCAA